UUUGUGAGUUUUUGUGUGAGGAUGACACGUUUCUCUCUAGCAUCGAUUGUGUGUUGUAUUUUGCUCUCCUCAUCGUCAUCGGGAGUAGAAACUUGUGAUCCACUUAUCGACAUAGUGUUCCUGUAUGACGAGAGCUUUAGUAUUCCGGACAACGCCUUUCCGCAAAUGAAAGAGUUCUUAGUCAACAUUGUGAAACAAUUUGAUGUUGGUCAAAAUGCUGCACAGUUUGCGGCAAUAUGUUUUGGCUCAGACACUAAAGAUCAUUUCUUUUUGAAAAAUCAUCCAACUAAACAGACUGUCAUUGACGCCAUACAUGCUUUCAAACCUGGAGCACGUGGAUUAACAUAUACUGGUAAAGGAUUAGAGAGAAUCAAAAAUGAAUAUUUGAAGGCAGCAAAUGGGGGAGACCGUCCAUCUGUAACCAAGGUGAUUAUUAUUCUUACUGAUGGUGCCAGUACUGACAACCCAAUUCCUAUUGCAAACCAGCUGAAAACCGAUAAAGUUUACAUAUUUGGAGUUGCUGUUGGAAAAUUUGAUUUGAACGAAAUUAAUAAAAUAGCGUCCGGUCCUGAUUUCGUUUAUCAUGUGGACGACUUUUCGGAUCUGAAAACUACUGUGGUGCAAAAGAUUGCCGAGAACAUCUGUACGAAUAUAGUUCCUGCAGACGACAAAGAUAGUGAAAUUUGUGACAAAGACAGCGUUAGUAAAGACAGCAGUAACAAACAACAUCGAUAUGGACAAGUGCCAAUAAAGAUUGACCUGUCGAUUCCAAUAUUGUUGUCACAGAACGUCGGUAAAGUACCGGAAGGUGCAUACAAGGAGUCAAAUAAAGGGCCUUAUGUACAUCUAGGGCAUGUUCCUGCAGCUACUUAUCCUUACAAAGCAGGCACUUACAACCACGUUCCAGUGGAAGAUGAAACAACAUCAUAUUAAUCAACACAACCAA
Messenger RNA from Mytilus californianus (California mussel), 946 nucleotides. RefSeq names its product collagen alpha-1(XX) chain-like. The record is from RefSeq and is a predicted model, not a curated record. NCBI's taxonomy places the organism in Eukaryota, Metazoa, Mollusca, Bivalvia, Mytilida, Mytilidae. The transcript has 6 exons. The coding region runs from base 22 to 933 and encodes 303 amino acids.